Molecule: messenger RNA, 2635 nt
Organism: Cannabis sativa
Lineage: Eukaryota; Viridiplantae; Streptophyta; Magnoliopsida; Rosales; Cannabaceae
Exons: 3
Coding region: 743-2194 (483 amino acids)
Molecular function (GO): acetylglucosaminyltransferase activity
Source: RefSeq, a predicted model, not a curated record
UACUUUGAGUUUUUUUUUUUUUUUUGAAAGAACCUUAAGUUCAUUUAACUAGAAAAAUAGAUGGGAACCACAUGGGGAGUUCCCUCCCCUUGAUACAAAACGGCUUGAUCAAUAGCGACUCUAGCGCUUAAAGUACUUUGAGUUUGAACCACACUGAGAUAACAGAAUUACACACGACCUUCAUCCUAUCACCAACACUUUAGAACCCAACUUAAUUAAGAAGCACAUUACAAAGAGAUCUAAUAGGAGGUAAAUCUCCCAUCUACAUCCUGAUAAGUCUGCAUGAUCCCAAGUUUUUGUCAGAAAUAUUGGAGUAUAGUGGGGCCAAAGGUGGUGAGUUGGGUUUGUAAUUUUUUUGGGGACUCGAAACGAAUAGCGUUGAUUCCUAUGAAGAAAUCCUCAACGCAGAAUGAAUUGGCUAAUGCUAUUGUUUUCUAAAAAAAAAAAAAAAAAAUUGGCUAUUUUCGCAAGAAAGUGAAAAUUUGGGGGCACUAAUGCGUAAACUAAAAAACCAGUGGCAAAGUAGUACAGUAAAAAAAUAUUUGAAGGGUUAUUUGUGAAAUAAAUAAAUCCUUCCGAAAACGACAACAACAGUUAAAUCUCUUGAGUCAAAGAGUUCGGCACUCCUCGCCAUCGCCACCGUCUUCUCCGGUCAUAUUGAUUUUGAUAUUUGUUUUUUUCGAUAAACGGUCAUAUUUAUAUAUUUGAAAAAUAAAUAAAAUAAUAAAAUAAAUGUGUUGUGAUGCGAAAUCAGUACAGAAAUUAUAAUCCUACGAUCAGACUCAGACGCCAAGUAAUGCCCAAUCCAUUAUCGAAAGCCCUCACUCCUUCUCGCCUCAAAGACCUUCUCUUCAUCUUCUCUCUCCUCUUCCUCCUCUACCUUCUCUUCCGCCAAAUCCCACCGCAGCUCCCGCUUCCUUCCUCCGACGUCUCCCUCGGCCCCACCGAGCGCCGCCACCUCGUCAUAGCCGUCGCUUCCUCCUCCCGCUCCUGGCCACUCCGCAAACCCUACGUCCGCCAAUGGUACUCCCCUAAAUCGACGCGUGCCUUUGUCUUUCUCGAUCAACUUGCUGAGUCAGAUCUCGGUGACGGACCCGACAGUUCCUUGCCGCCGGUAAUCGUGUCCGAGGAUACUUCCCGCUUUCCGUACAGUUUCCGGGGAGGACUCCGGUCUGCUAUCCGGGUCGCACGUGUGGUGAAGGAGGUCGUCGAUCGCGGUGAGCCGGAUGUUAGGUGGUUUGUGUUUGGGGAUGAUGACACGGUCUUCUUUGUGGAUAAUUUGGUCAAGACUCUGUCGAAAUACGACCAUGAUCGGUGGUUUUACGUCGGGAGCAAUUCGGAGAGCUAUCAGCAGAAUGUGAAGUACUCAUUUGACAUGGCGUUUGGCGGUGGAGGCUUCGCCAUUAGCCACUCUCUGGCUAAGGCUCUGGCUAAGGUUUUUGAUUCUUGCUUGGUGAGGUAUGCCCACUUGUAUGGAAGCGAUGCUAGGAUUUUCUCGUGCGUGGCAGAGCUUGGCGUUGGGAUAACCCAUGAACCUGGGUUUCAUCAGGUUGAUCUCCGUGGGAAUCUGCUUGGAAUGUUGUCUGCGCAUCCAUUGUCACCUUUGUUGUCACUGCAUCAUCUGGAUGCUGUUGAUUCAAUCUUCCCCAAAAUGAACAGAACUCAAGCUUUUGAACAUUUGUUUGAAGCUGUAAAUGUUGACCCUACCCGGAUUUUGCAGCAAACAGUCUGUUAUGAUAGUUCACAUUCGUUGACUGUUUCUGUGGCAUGGGGAUAUGCUAUUCAGGUAAUUGAAGGCAACAAGCUCCUCCCAGAUCUUUUCUCUCUUCAGAAAACUUUUACACCAUGGCGGAGGAGUGGUAGUGUAGAGGCAAGCCAAUAUAUGUUUACAACGAGAGACUAUCCCAGAGAUGCAUGUAAGAGACCUGCUGUCUAUUUUAUGGAAAGUGUCACCUCUGUAAACGAUGGAAUUCAAAGCAACUAUGCCAGAUUUAAGGAACGGAAUUGCCCCAAAGCUAAUGCAAUAGAAAAUCUUCAAAAUAUUAGAGUGUAUUCAAAGAAGCUAGAGCUUGACAUUGAACAGAUGAAGGCUAUACGUCGCCAGUGCUGUGACAUUUUGCCUGCUUUCAACAAUUCAAUGAUAAUUAACAUUCGACAAUGUGGGGUUGAUGAACUAAUUUAUAUGCAUUCCUAGCCUCCUCUUCGAAUAUUUGCUCUGGAAAAAUAUGAAUUGCGAAUGUCAGAUUAUGUAGGAGCAAUUCUGUCAUCUUAGUGAAGUUCAGAAGGUAAAUUGUGUGGUGAUUUCAUUCUUUCCCUUUUCUUUUUAUUCCCUUUUCCUUCAUUGGUUAUGUUUGGAAGUUGGAAAUUCUUAGGAAAUCACCUUCAGAUGCAGUUAGAUAAUUUCUGUCACUCUUUUUGUAUCAAAUGUUGGGUAGUUAUCUAUAUUUCUCUGCACCCAACAUAAGUAGGUUUUUUUAAAUUGAAAAUAGUUGCAUUUAAUGUGGAACCAUUUCAGCACAAACGUGUUCAAUCGUAAAUUAGGAACAUUUUUACAAGAUAGAACAUAUAUUGUAUUGGCCUUCUUUGUGACGAAGGGCAUAACUCAUUUGAUUGGUUUAUCAGUAUCUCAUUUUUA